AGCGAGACUUUGAGGUCCUGUGCGAUGCAGCCAGGUACCCAGGGUACGAAGAGUGAUGGCUUGUGCGCAUGCGUACUUUACUUAUACUGGGGGCAGUUUCUGGUAAUAAGUUACACUAUAAAAGUUUGGUGAUCCUGGCAUAAAAAUAUCGAAAUUAUGCUAAAUGCUCAAAUGGAAAGAUGACCGUUACGUGCAGAGCGCUGAGUGCACAACUUGACGAACUGCACAGGCACCGGCCCCUUUAAGGCGUGAACCCAAUCGUGAGGCUCGGGGGUGGGGCUUCGUCUUCCAUGGCUCCUUCUUGUUGCUGCAGAGGGAAUCUGUGUGUGCAGCGCGUUAUCGAGGCUCUCUAGUCGGAUCGCCCAGGAUGUGGGGCGCAAGAUCUCAUUCUGCUCAGAGCCGUGCUGAUGGAAAUACAUUUGGGGGAAACGAUCUGUAUAGAACUCGUUCGUUAUUGUUUCCUGCAUGUGGCCUUUAAAGGUGAUUAUGGCUUGAUCAGUGUGUGAAACGCUGCACGGCAGUUUAUUCGCCCCCGCUUUUAGGGCGCUCGGGAGCGGGCUUCUUUUCAUUCUGCCUGGAUCGCGAAAAAUGCUUGAAACAUUGUCAAGAUGGCAGCUGUACACGGAGACUAUGUUACUAUUAUAAUGGUCUGUUUCGGGUCUCUGUGAUGUUACUUGUAAACUGUGGCAGCUAAUGAGAACGAUAUCCGUGUGUAAUUCGCUACAUCAGGAGCUUGCUUUGAUCUCGUUCCUGCCUUGUGUGACUGCAUUCAGCGAUUUUAACCUGGAUUUGUAACUGAAUUAAAUGCAAGUUGCACAACAGGACACGUGGAGAUUAGUUGCAAAGCUGAAGGGACGUGUGUGUGUGUGUGUAUAGCCACUGGUGCAAAACUAAAAUAGAGUUAAUGCAACUUUACAUUCACGAUCUGUCCGGAGUUAGAAAAUGAGCUCGUCUUGCAUUAGUUCUGGUCUGCCACAAGAGCCGAAUGUUACAUUAGAACCGUCCUGCACUUAGAGAUCCGUCCAUUGAUGGAAUGCGGGACUCGGACCGCGGAGGAACUGUGUCGAAGACCGUAAGCGCACAAAGUGUUCAUCGGGGGAAACAUGGCACAGGCCAGUGGCGAGGAGAGGAAACCUCCCACAGGAAACGUUGACAUAGAUCCAGACUUCGAGCCUCAGAAAAGGCCGAGGUCCUGCACAUGGCCUCUGCCUCGACCGGAGUGCAACACCGGGAAGCCCGAACCGAGCGAGGCGGACAUUAUUCCCGAGGAGGAGGACGACGACAGCGGCCCUGAUCCCCGUGUGGACAGACCCGACACACACGCAGGAGAGCCAGCAAGCUACACACGAGCCAAACCGAGCCACAGCUAUGAUCCUCCAAUAGUAAAUACAAGUUGUAAUGACAAGGACGGUGACGGCUCUCGAUCUCCCGGCGGCUCCCAACCCCUGGCCCCUGCAGCGUCUGACUCGGGCUUUAACCCUCUCUCACUCCAGCAGCCCAGAAAAUCAUCCGCACGCAGAAAUGCAUGGGGAAAUUACUCCUAUGCUGAUUUAAUCACCCAGGCCAUCGAGAGCUCCCCUGAGAAGAGGCUGACUUUGGCUCAGAUCUAUGAUUGGAUGGUCAGAUCUGUGCCAUACUUCAAGGACAAAGGUGACAGCAACAGCUCUGCGGGCUGGAAGAACUCCAUUCGACACAAUCUGUCUCUCCACAGUCGGUUUGUCAGAGUGCAAAAUGAAGGAACAGGCAAGAGUUCAUGGUGGAUGGUCAACCCAGACGGUGGUAAAGGAGGCAAAGUACCCCGAAGACGUGCUGUCUCCAUGGACAAUAGCAAUAAGCUAAUUAAGAGUGCCCGUGGGCGUGCUGCUAAGAAGAAAGCUGCUCUCCAGGCUGCGCAGGAUGGAAGCUCGGAGAGCUCCUCCAGUCUUUCCAAAUGGACUGGGAGUCCCACAUCCCGCAGCAGCGACGAACUAGAUGCAUGGACAGACUUCCGCUCCCGCACUAAUUCCAAUGCCAGCACCAUAAGUGGGAGACUCUCUCCUAUCUUGGCCAACUUGGAAGUGGAUGAAGUUGCUGAUGAUGAUUCUCCGCUCUCUCCCAUGCUGUACUCUAGUCCCAGCAGCAUGUCUCCUUCCACUGGCCUGACUGAGCUGCCCCGCCUUGCCGAUCUUGCAGGUACUAUGAAUCUCAAUGAUGGCCUCUCAGACAACCUAAUGGAUGACUUGCUUGAUAACAUCAGUUUAACAGCUUCACAAUCUCCAGGCCAAGAUGACAAUAGUGCCAGUGAACAAGGAAGCCCAGUGUUUACCUUUAGCUGUUCUAGCAGCAGCCUUGGGGUUCCCAACACCAUGUUUAGUCCAUUGUCUGUAACCGGCCUCCGCCAGUCCCCCAUGCAAACGAUUCAGGAGAACAAGCAGGCCACCUUUACUUGUGGUUCCCAUUUUGGGAAGCAGAAUUUACAGGAUAUGCUCAGCUCUGAGCCUCAUAACCACAGUGAUGUCCUACUGACCCAGUCAGACCCAUUGAUGUCACAAGCCAGUGCCUCCAUCCCCUGUCAGAGCUCCCGUCGUAGUGGACAAGCUGGGCCUGGGGGGCAAGUGGGACUCAAGAAGGUCUCACUGUCUGGGUGGCGAGUGAAUGGGGUCUUGGGGUCAACAAGUGAGUCAGACUACCAAAGCCUGAUUAAACAGCAUCUUCAAGAGUCUCCGUCCAGGAGCACAUCUAUGCAGCUCAGCUCAUCUGAUUCCUUGUUGUCAGGUCUUAAUGGUACCUUGCCCUGUGUACAGUCAUCUCAGGAUCGAUUCAACACUGAUCUUGAUCUUGAUGAUUUCAGCAGUAACCUUGAUUGUGACAUGGACACCAUCAUGCGGAAUGAUCUGAUGGACGCAGAUGACUUGGAGUUCAGCUUUGAUUCUCAUCUCUUUUUCCAUCAAAAUGCGAAUCUUAAUUCAGGGAGUAUGUCAAAUACCAAACAAACCUCAUCCCAAAGCUGGGUACCAAGUUGAUCAGCUCAACACAUGGAAUGUAGUGAUCGGGCAGAGCAAAGCUUUAAAAACUGUCCCCAGCUUUUAAACGCUGUCCUGUACAAAGGACAUGUAUAUUAAUCUGAGAACUACAGAUUACAGUCAGCUGAACUACAUUUACGAUCACUUUUAAAUGACCUAAUUGUUUUGUCAGCAGUAGUGAAUUGUGAUGGACACAGGCCUAUAUAUGAUGAAUUUCAUGAAAUUGAUUUUGUAGUUUGAAAACAAGAAGUUUGAAGGUCUGAAAAAACUGACCUAAAGAAAACUAAUGAAUCUGUAACCGUUUUUAGGUUAAUAAAAAUGGCAUCCUUUAAUCAGUUUAAUGACAAGUAUUUCACUGAUAUGUUUAGAUUGUGUGUAACCUUAGUUUAGCAGGUGAUGUUUAUAUUGCUGGUUCUUACGUCGAUAGACAUACACAUUCUGCCAAAAUAAUCAUUUAAUAGACCAUUUGGGCUAUUUACACCAUAGACUAGAAACUGGUACUUUUUUGUCCUCAGAAGUGAUAUGGGAAUGUCUUGUGCAGCCUUUAUAAAUGUAAAUUAGAAAAAGGGAAGAAAAUAAAUUGUGAUGUAUCCAUUACUCCUUUCACAGAACAGUGAAAUAAGACCAGCUAAUGAGCUAUUAAAUGUGAUGUUUAAAAAUCUGUUCCUUCUCUGGUGCAAGGCAUUAAUGCUCUUUUAAACUGUCAAGGGGUGCAUUUUAUUGUACUUGAUCCUACCAACAGUUCUGUCACUUCCAUCCUCACUUCACCUAAAAGACUAAACAUCUUAAAGUAGAUUUCUGUGAUGUGUACACUAAAAUGUUUAGCAUAUUUAUUCUAGAGGUAAGAAUCUCUAAUACUUACAGAAUAUUAGAACAUGAAUUGCCACUACAUUUUGUGUAUAGCUGGAAAACCACCAUUUAUAAGCUUUUAGGACUACAAUGGCACACUUUUCGCCUUUGUACAUAUCUUCACACUCCGUGGUGCUCUGAAGAGCAUUGUUUUUUGCGCUUAUGGCAAUAUGCAGCAAGGAUCUUUAUUUUGCAUGCAGGAAGCUGACCCAUUUUAGUAUUAUAGCUGCAAUCAAUGUAAGUUAGUUUGCUUGAACAGACUGUAUUUUCUGUAGUUUGUCGAACAUGCAAAGCAAAUUAGCUGACAGUGAGCUUACUAUUUUGUAUGAUUAGGAGUAGUGCCAUUCAGAGACCCCUGUCACUUGGCAAACUUGCAAGUGUUGCUUUAGCAUGGUAGAAUUGAACUUUCUACCCAAAAUUUCAACAUCUCGAGCACCAAUGUGCAAUCAUUUUUUUGAGUAAUGUUAAGUUAGGGUGGUCUUCAUUGUUUACAUCAAUCCAUUGUGCUAAUAAACCCAAGAGUAUUGUACAUUGCUGUCCUAAUGUUGGGAUAUUUAUUUCUAAAUUUUUUAACUUGGAAAAUGUGUCCUGACUUCAUGGUAUCAUUAAGGCACCAAUAGGAAAUGCAUCAAAGUUUUAUGUAUCACAUGCCCUAUAUACCAUGACUGCUAUAUUAAACCUAUUUACCAACAGAUGAGUUGAGUGUUUGCUAGAAUAUACAUUGGAUAUUUUAAGUAGUAAAUUGGGAUGAGGUUGUGCAUGUAAAUAAAGCUUUGCACAGUA
Messenger RNA from Clarias gariepinus (North African catfish), 4634 nucleotides. It is a transcript of the gene foxo3a, whose product is annotated as forkhead box O3A. The record is from RefSeq and is a predicted model, not a curated record. The transcript is spliced from 2 exons. NCBI's taxonomy places the organism in Eukaryota, Metazoa, Chordata, Actinopteri, Siluriformes, Clariidae. Gene Ontology annotation, biological process: regulation of transcription by RNA polymerase II. Gene Ontology annotation, molecular function: RNA polymerase II cis-regulatory region sequence-specific DNA binding; DNA-binding transcription factor activity, RNA polymerase II-specific. Bases 1104 to 3002 code for a protein of 632 amino acids. Gene Ontology annotation, cellular component: nucleus; mitochondrial matrix.